AUGUCUCUGAAACAGUUCCUCAGGUACAUUGAAGCCUUCAACGCAAAGGACUAUAAGCUCCAACACAGCUUCUACCACAAGAAUGUCACUCUCGUCAUUCCCGACCCCGAGAUCGGAACUCUAAUUGGCUCAGCCGGAAUCAUGAACCAUUACGCCAAAGUACACGCCGACGCGCAGGAAACCGUCGUCCCAAUGUUCGUGAUGAUUGAUGGUGCACGAGUCUUCUUGAGCAUGGAAGCAUAUUUCCUCUACACGCGAACCACCGAUCAGGCAGUGCAUAGCCACAAGGUGAAACCCGGAGACGUGAUUCGAGUCAAGGUGUGGGCUGUUUACGAUAUGUUAGAUGGGAAGAUGGCAAGGAUUACUUGCAAUGCGCUGAGUGAUGAAUUUUUGGGACAGGUCAAUGUGAAUGCAUUGAUUCGAGAAAGCUGGAGCCGGGUGGAUGAGAAUGUCAAAUCCUGCUGGAGACCUGCCUCUGUGUUGUAA
Penicillium pulvis is the source of this 486-nucleotide messenger RNA. Its product is annotated as nuclear transport factor 2 family protein. NCBI's taxonomy places the organism in Eukaryota, Fungi, Ascomycota, Eurotiomycetes, Eurotiales, Aspergillaceae. The transcript has a single exon. The record is from RefSeq and is a predicted model, not a curated record. Bases 1 to 486 code for a protein of 161 amino acids.